Caenorhabditis briggsae is the source of this 984-nucleotide messenger RNA. The transcript is spliced from 3 exons. Gene Ontology annotation, biological process: embryo development. The record is from RefSeq and is a predicted model, not a curated record. NCBI's taxonomy places the organism in Eukaryota, Metazoa, Nematoda, Chromadorea, Rhabditida, Rhabditidae. The coding region runs from base 1 to 984 and encodes 327 amino acids.
AUGGGUAUCUCAAUAUUAAAACAGCCAUAUUUGGUUCAAAAGGAAAUACUUGAACAGAUGGGAUACAUGGAAUUGUUCGACUUGACAUUCAUGUCUCGUCCUCUGAAGUACACAGCUCACAGUCUGCACAUUCCAUGUAGCAUUUUUGGAUGGAGAGUUGGAUGCCCCGGGACAUCUAUAAAUAUCACUUUGAAGGAUUUGAAUCAGAGAAAUGUAAAAAUCGCAUUCAAAAUUGACAAAGUCCCAGCCACCACAAUGCGAAAAUUUGUGAAUUUCAAGCGAAAGUUGCCGAUCAAACGUUCCGGAAAACAAUUCGUAUUGAAAUGUGGAAAAGACGACUCUGAGAAUGUUCUAAUUCUGGAAGACUUAACCCAACAUCUUUUGAAUAUUCUUCGAGUUGAUGAUUUCUUGCUAGCGUCCCGUUUAAACCUUUCCGGAACGAAUAUUUUCGAGACAACUCAGAAAUUUGCGUCGUUGAAAUUAAUGAAUCAAGACCUGGCUGAAGAUGAAACAAGAAAAAUUUUGGAAUCUUUAGAGGUUGAUGAUUUACAUUUGAGUUUCACUGGACCAAAAAUUCGAGAUGGCCCAAAAGAUUUUGAGUUGAAACAUCCAAUCAUGGAAUUGGGCAAUGUCGAUUGGCUCUCUAUCCAGUCAAUACUGGCAGCUAAAUGUGAACGUCUUCUUCUAGGAAGAGUCAAUCACAUUACUCAAAAAGACUUCUCGGAUAUUGUCAGAACUUGGGCAAAUGGAGGAUUCGAGAAUCUUCAGGAGUUGAAACUUCAAGUUCCCUGGACUUGGGAAUUGAGCGAUGUGAGGGAUUCAUAUGUUUAUAGAGACGAUGUUUACAAAAGCUUUGCUGAUAUGGAUGUCACGAUCACCCACGCGUCAAGAGAUGGAGAUCAAAAAACAAUCAGACGUAAUUCUGACGGGAAAAGAGCUCAAAUCACUUUCAUGAAGACAUUCCAUUUUGUGGUACUACCGUAG